Nicotiana tabacum (common tobacco) is the source of this 2125-nucleotide messenger RNA. RefSeq names its product ketol-acid reductoisomerase, chloroplastic-like. Gene Ontology annotation, molecular function: ketol-acid reductoisomerase activity. Gene Ontology annotation, cellular component: mitochondrion; chloroplast. The record is from RefSeq and is a predicted model, not a curated record. Lineage: Eukaryota; Viridiplantae; Streptophyta; Magnoliopsida; Solanales; Solanaceae. Gene Ontology annotation, biological process: L-valine biosynthetic process.
ACAGCAUUACCAAACCCUUUUAACCUAGCUAACUACCACUGCAACAUAUAAAGCGGACCCACAUUUCCUGCGCUCUCGCUCUCUCUGCUUCUCUUAUCCCUCUCUACAACUUUCACAGGCUUUGGCUGCUUCCCACUUACACCAUGGCGGCAGCGGCGGCGGCUACUUCAUUCUCCAUCUCCACUUCCACAUCAUCAUCAUCAUCCAAAUCCCUAAAACCCGCCCUUGCCGGUAACUUAGGGUUCCUUUCCACCUCAACUCCGUUGCUUAAGCCUCUCAGAGCCAAAUCCGCCGUUUCAUGCGGCAGCAGCUCCAGCUCCGGCGCGGCUCUCGACGCUCGCAUGGUCUCUGCACCUGCUGCCGUCAAAGCCCCUGUUUCUCUCGAUUUUGAAACCUCCGUCUUUAAGAAGGAGAAAAUCACCCUUGCUGGCCAUGAUGAGUACAUUGUGAGAGGAGGGAGAGAUUUGUUCAAGUAUUUGCCGGAUGCUUUCAAAGGAGUCAAGCAGAUUGGAGUCAUCGGCUGGGGUUCUCAGGGACCUGCUCAAGCCCAGAACUUGAGGGAUUCUCUCGCUGAAGCAAAAUCAGAUAUAGUCGUUAAGAUUGGUUUAAGAAAGGGUUCAAGCUCCUUUGCAGAGGCCCGUGCAGCUGGGUUUUCUGAAGAGAAUGGGACCCUUGGUGACAUAUAUGAGACCAUCUCUGGCAGUGAUCUCGUGCUGCUUUUGAUUUCUGAUGCUGCUCAGGCUGAUAAUUAUGAGCAAGUGUUUUCUCACAUGAAGCCAAAUAGCAUACUUGGGCUUUCACAUGGAUUCCUCCUUGGCCAUUUGCAGUCAAUGGGCCUUGACUUCCCGAAGAACAUUAGUGUGAUUGCUGUAUGUCCCAAGGGAAUGGGUCCUUCAGUAAGGAGAUUAUAUGUUCAAGGAAAAGAAAUCAAUGGUGCUGGAAUUAAUGCAAGUUUUGCAGUUCACCAGGAUAUUGAUGGAAGGGCCACAGAUGUUGCUCUUGGAUGGUCUGUUGCCCUUGGUUCUCCCUUUACUUUUGCUACUACUCUAGAACAGGAAUAUAAAAGUGACAUUUUUGGAGAACGAGGUAUUUUACUUGGUGCUGUCCAUGGAGUUGUUGAGUCACUUUUCAGAAGGUUCACUGAGAAUGGAAUGAACGAUGAGCUUGCAUACAAGAAUACUGUAGAGUGCAUAACAGGAAUUAUUUCAAAGACCAUAUCAACAAAGGGCAUGUUGGCCGUGUACAACUCAUUGACUGAGGAGGGCAAGAAGGAGUUUGAGGCUGCAUACAGUGCUUCAUAUUACCCCUGCAUGGAGAUAUUGUAUGAGUGCUAUGAAGAUGUAGCUACAGGUAGUGAGAUCAGGAGUGUUGUCUUAGCUGGCCGUCGCUUUUAUGAAAAGGAAGGCUUACCAGCUUUCCCAAUGGGGAAAAUUGACCAAACAAGGAUGUGGAAGGUUGGUGAGCGCGUUCGAGCAAAACGACCAGCUGGUGAUCUUGGUCCUAUGUAUCCUUUCACUGCUGGUGUCUUUGUGGCAUUGAUGAUGGCCCAGAUUGAGAUUCUAAGGAAGAAAGGCCACUCUUACUCAGAGAUCAUAAAUGAAAGUGUCAUUGAGUCUGUAGAUUCUCUCAACCCGUUCAUGCACGCUCGUGGAGUGUCAUUCAUGGUUGACAAUUGCUCUACAACAGCGCGUUUAGGAUCCAGGAAGUGGGCCCCUCGAUUUGAUUACAUUCUCACCCAGCAAGCACUUGUUGCGGUGGACAAUAAUGCUGCUAUCAAUUGGGAUCUUAUCAGCAACUUCCUAUCAGAUCCGAUACACGGAGCUAUUGAAGUGUGUGCUCAACUGAGACCCACCGUUGAUAUUUCUGUCACAGCUGAUGCUGAUUUUGUUCGCCCUGAGCUCAGGCAAUAAGGCCUUUGUACGUCACUUUGCGAGAGGAGAGAAUUUUGUGGUAUUGUAAGGUGGAGACGUAUUAGUGAUGUGUGCUUCUAUGGAGGCAAGAAUAGUUGCUCAAAUCUCUUAGUUUAUAAGAAUGUUAUCCUUUUGGUUGCCACUUUCUUUUUAAUGUAGCCUUUUGUUGAGUAACUGGAUAAAAUAAAUUUGAAAUUUGGGGAACCUUUCAGCAA